Messenger RNA from Alligator sinensis (Chinese alligator), 1614 nucleotides. It is a transcript of the gene LDB1, whose product is annotated as LIM domain binding 1. Gene Ontology annotation, molecular function: LIM domain binding. NCBI's taxonomy places the organism in Eukaryota, Metazoa, Chordata, Crocodylia, Alligatoridae. The record is from RefSeq and is a predicted model, not a curated record. Gene Ontology annotation, biological process: nervous system development; positive regulation of transcription by RNA polymerase II; negative regulation of transcription by RNA polymerase II. The transcript is spliced from 11 exons. The coding region runs from base 229 to 1545 and encodes 438 amino acids. Gene Ontology annotation, cellular component: transcription regulator complex; nucleus.
CCCCGAUCCUGGCUGGGGGAGGCAGAAAGUGGGGUUGGCACCUGCCAGGAGAGUGUCUUGGGGGGGCUCCGUGGGGCUGGUCCCUCUGUGCUGCCGGGGUUCGGGGCCACAAGCUGCGCUGACCUGCCCCUCGUCUCUCCCCCAGGCUGUUCCUCCAAGUCGUUCAAGCUGUACUCGCCAAAGGAGCCCCCCAACGGCAACGCCUUCCCCCCCUUCCACCCAGGCACCAUGCUGGAUCGAGAUGUGGGUCCCACACCCAUGUACCCGCCGACGUACCUGGAGCCUGGCAUCGGCAGCUGCCGAUGCCUCCUCAGCUCCUGCCCCCUGUGCUGGCUGGGGGGGCAGCACCAUACAUCCGCCUGGGCACCUCGGGGUCUGGGCACGCCCCUGGUGCUGGUGUCCAAUUUGCAGGGGGGCAGGCAGGGCCGUCCUGCCCCCACACAGCCCCUUCGGCCCCAGGGACAGAGCCCUGAGCCCCACGGGAGGCACACGCCGUACGGGAACCAGACCGACUACCGGAUAUUUGAGCUCAACAAGCGACUGCAGAACUGGACAGAGGAGUGCGACAACCUGUGGUGGGACGCUUUCACCACCGAGUUUUUCGAGGACGAUGCCAUGCUCACAAUCACCUUCUGCCUGGAGGAUGGACCAAAGAGAUACACAAUCGGCCGGACGCUGAUCCCCCGCUACUUCCGCAGCAUCUUCGAGGGGGGCGCCACGGAGCUGUACUAUGUGCUGAAACACCCCAAGGAAUCCUUCCACAACAACUUCGUGUCCCUCGACUGUGACCAGUGCACCAUGGUGACCCAGCACGGCAAGCCCAUGUUCACCCAGGUGUGCGUGGAGGGGCGGCUCUACCUGGAGUUCAUGUUCGACGACAUGAUGAGGAUAAAGACGUGGCACUUCAGCAUCCGGCAGCACCGGGAACUCAUCCCCCGCAGCAUCCUCGCCAUGCACGCGCAGGACCCCCAGAUGCUGGACCAGCUGUCCAAGAACAUCACGCGCUGCGGGCUCUCCAACUCCACCCUCAACUACCUCCGACUCUGCGUGAUCCUCGAGCCCAUGCAGGAGCUGAUGUCGCGGCACAAGACCUACAGCCUCAGCCCACGCGACUGCCUCAAGACCUGUCUCUUCCAGAAGUGGCAGCGGAUGGUGGCACCGCCUGCCGAGCCGGCGCGGCAGCAGCCCAGCAAGCGCCGGAAACGGAAGAUGUCGGGGGGCAGCACCAUGAGCUCGGGCGGGGGCAACACCAACAACAGCAACAGCAAGAAGAAGAGCCCGGCCAGCACCUUCGCCCUCUCCAGUCAGGUACCUGAUGUGAUGGUGGUGGGCGAGCCGACGCUGAUGGGCGGGGAGUUCGGGGACGAGGACGAGCGGCUCAUCACGCGGCUGGAGAACACGCAGUUCGACGCGGCCAACGGCAUCGACGACGAGGACAGCUUCAACAACUCGCCCGCCCUGGGCGCCAACAGCCCCUGGAACAGCAAGCCGCCCUCCAGCCAGGAGAGCAAGGCGGAGAGCCCCACCUCGCAGGCGUCCCAGUAACGGCCCGGCCCGGCCCGGCGCCCGCGGACUGAGUCCCAACCGAUCUACCUGUACGUUUGCAAAGGAGAG